Aspergillus pseudotamarii is the source of this 453-nucleotide messenger RNA. RefSeq lists its product as uncharacterized. Lineage: Eukaryota; Fungi; Ascomycota; Eurotiomycetes; Eurotiales; Aspergillaceae. The record is from RefSeq and is a predicted model, not a curated record. The coding region runs from base 1 to 453 and encodes 150 amino acids. The transcript has 2 exons.
AUGGCGUAUCUCAGACCAGGGAUCAAGUCAGAUGCCACUUGUAUCAUCGUUCGCAACCGCGUCAAUCCCGAACGAAAUGCCAUAUUCAAGCUCUACUCGUUCAUUACUAUUUGGGGAGCCGGCACGAUGUAUGGAUCGAUCAACUACUCUAGCUGGAAAGGAGCCCUCACGAGCCAGUGCGGCUUCUCGUCCUGGUGCCACCGUAUAAGAUGUAGACUCUCGCUUGGUAAAGGCACCCAGGAGUUUGUCUAUAUUUGCUCGGAGAAGCAGUUUGCCGCUGCUAUUGAUCUCAUGUCGAAAGACGGAGCUGAUCUUGAAUUCGAGAUUGUUCACAAAUACAAAUGGCUUCGUGUGAAGAAAUAUGGAAGGGAUGGUGCUAGUCAUAAGUAUGCAUCUGAUUUCUAUGAUGCUGUUGAGAACCAGGAAUGCUUUGAGAGAUGCGAUCUAGAUUGA